UUAACAAAUAAAAGUUAAUUUCUAAGCCGAUAAUACAACAUAAGCAUUACUAUUCUGGAUUAGGGAUUUCGACGCUAAGCUAAAAAAUAUCGAGUAAAAUUUUGAAUGAUUGACAAUUUGACAUUGCCUCACGCAACUGACAGGAUAUCGGAUGUGCCAAAAAAUAUUCCAUUCAUUGAAAUCAAGGCGAAGAUGUAUUCCCCGACGUCUCCGGUUACCUCACGCAGUGGCUAUCUGCGUGGACGCAAGCGCAUAAAUGUGCAUCCCAUAUCGCAGCUGAGCAAAAAACCGAUGUCGGAAAACAACCAGAAGAUCCCAGAUGUGGAUCCAGAGGACUCAAGUAUCGAUCUAGAAAGCUCCAAAUACUCAACGGAGGCGAAACAGUCGACGGAAUUGGAAUCGCAGGGCACUAGCACGGAUAGUGGUCUGGAAACUAGCCAGCACAUCGGCGACGAAUCGCGCCAUUCCCCUCCGAGGACGGCCAAGGAUCCUUUCUAG
This is a messenger RNA of Drosophila erecta, 498 nucleotides long. RefSeq lists its product as uncharacterized. Lineage: Eukaryota; Metazoa; Arthropoda; Insecta; Diptera; Drosophilidae. The transcript has a single exon. The record is from RefSeq and is a predicted model, not a curated record. Bases 106 to 498 code for a protein of 130 amino acids.